CGGGGCUGGCAGGAUGCCGGAGGCGCGGCGGCGCGGAGUGCGAGUGCUGUGGCCGCUGCUGUGGGUGGCCCUGGUGCGCUGCUACAACGUGGACGUGGGUCGCCCCGUGGUUUUCCAGGGUCCCAACAGCUCCUUCUUCGGGUACUCGGUGCUGCAGCACUACCACGACAGCACGCGGUGGGUCUUGGUUGGUGCUCCCAAGGCAGAAUCUAAAUACAGCACCUCUGUUCAGUCCCCAGGAGCAGUGUUUAAAUGUCGAGUCCAUACCAACCCUGACAGAAGAUGCACAGAACUGGAUAUGGGACGAGGCAAUUCUCGGGGCACACUCUGUGGAAAGACCUGUAAAGAAGACAGAGAUGAUGAAUGGAUGGGUGUGAGCCUGGCUAGACAGCCAAAGGCUGGUGGAAGUGUGCUGGCAUGUGCACACCGCUGGAAAAACAUCUACUAUGAGACAGAGUACAUCUUGCCCCAUGGCUUCUGCAACAUCAUUCCUCCCAACCUGCAGUCCAAUGGGAGAAAGCUCUUGCCCUGCUAUGAAGAGUACAAGAAGAAAUAUGGGGAGGAGCACGGUUCAUGCCAGGCAGGGAUCGCAGGCUUCUUCACCGAGGAGCUGGUCAUCAUGGGGGCUCCAGGAUCGUAUUAUUGGACAGGAACUGUCAAAGUGCUAAAUCUCACUGACAACACAUAUUACAAGCUGAACGAUGAUGCUGUGAUAGCCAGGCGAUACACAUACCUUGGAUAUGCGGUGACAGCAGGUCAUUUCUCUCAGCCAACUACCACUGACAUUGUAGGAGGAGCUCCCCAGGAUGGAGGUAUCGGAAAGGUUUAUAUUUUUAGAACAGACAGACGAUCAGGCUCUCUAAUAAAAAUUUUUCAGGCUUCAGGAAAAAAGAUGGGCUCUUACUUUGGCUCCUCCUUAUGUGCAGUUGAUCUGAAUUCUGAUGGGUUGUCAGACCUGCUGGUUGGAGCACCUCUGUUUUCUGAGAUCAGAGAUGAGGGUCAAGUCACAGUCUAUAUCAACAGAGGAAAUGGAGUGCUGGAAGAGCAGCUCAUCUUGGAUGGUGACAGCGCUUAUAAUGCACACUUUGGAGAGAGCAUAGCCACCCUUGGCGACAUUGAUGACGAUGGCUUCCCAGAUGUUGCCAUUGGAGCACCUAAGGAGGAUAACUACAUAGGAGCAGUGUACAUUUACCAUGGGGAUGCCAAUGGUAUUAUACCUCAGUACUCUAUGAAGCUGUCUGGGCAAACAGUAAACCCAAAGCUGCGUAUGUUCGGCCAGUCCAUCGGGGGAGUUGAUAUGGAUGGCAAUGGUUAUCCAGAUAUGACUAUUGGAGCCUUCCUGUCAGACAGUGUGGUACUUCUGAGAUCCAGGCCUGUUAUUACCAUGGACAUCUCCAUUUUCCUGCCUGUAUCUAUCAAUAUCACAGCUCCUCAGUGCCAUGAUGGCUUGCAGCCGGUGAACUGCCUCAAUGUCACAGUAUGCUUUUGCUUCAGUGGCAAGCGUGUUCCUGGAGAAAUAGGUUUGAAUUAUAACUUGACUGCUGAUGUGGCAAAGAAGGAAAAGAGCCAUCAAUCCAGAAUUUACUUUGUGACUUCUGGAGAGACAGCAGGGCAGAUCACAGAGAAGUUACAACUGUCGUACAUGCAGGAAAAGUGCGAGCAUUACCUAGCAUAUGUCAAGAAAAGAGUCAAAGAUGUCAUCUCUCCAAUUGUAUUUGAAGCUGCAUACAGCCUUCAGGAACAUGUGAUAGGAAGAGGAAAAGAGGACAAGGAACUAUCUACUCUCAAGCCCAUUCUCCGCUGGAAGAAAGGACAAAAGAUAGCACAAAGGAAUCAGACUGUUUUUGAGAGGAACUGUCGGUCUGAUGACUGUGCUGCUGAUUUGAAACUUCAGGGUAAAUUACUGCUAUCUAGUGUUGAUGACAGAACUGCCUACCUGGCCCUGGGAGCGGUGAGGAACAUCUCGCUUAACAUUUUCAUCUCUAACGUCGGGGAUGAUGCCUAUGACACCAAUGUUUUCUUCAAUUUUUCUGGGGAGCUCUUCUUCAUCAAAAUGUGGCAAAAGGAGGAGCUGGGCAUUGCCUGUGAGUUGUUGGAAUCAGAUUUUCUCAAAUGCAGUGUGGGAUUUCCUUUCAUGAGAUCAAAUUCUAGGUAUGAGUUCAGUGUGAUCUUUGACACAAGCCACUUGUCUGGGCAGGAAGAAAUGCUUACCUUCCUUGUCAGUGCCCAAAGUGGAAACCUAGAACGCACUGAAUCUCUGCAUGAUAAUAUUUUAACCCUGUCGAUACCUCUGAUGCAUGAAGUGGCCUCGUCCAUCAAUGGAGAAGUCUUCCCUACUUCAUUUUUCUACGGUGAUUCUGUGGAAGCGUCCAACUUUGUUCGGUUGGAAAACCAUGAAUGCCUUUUUCAGUCUCUCAACUUCACACUGCAGGUUUACAAUGCUGGACCAAGCACUCUCCCUGGAGCUUUUCUUGACAUUUCAUUUCCAAACCGCCUCUCUGCCACUGGAGAUGAAAUAUUUCAUAUUCAGCAGAUGAUGGUUGGCCAGGACAAAGGAAGCUGUUCUUUCCACAGAAACCACAGCCCGUGUGUUGUUCCUCAAGAGAAUGAAAAUAUUUUCCACACAAUAUUUGCUUUUUUCACGAAGUCCGGCAGAAAAGUAUUGGACUGUGAAACACCACACAUGUCCUGCUUAAUUAUACACUGCAACUUAAGCUCACUACCCAAAGCAGAGUCCUGUGAUAUAAGUAUCUACAUGCUGCUGAAUACUGAGAUACUCAAGAAGGACAGUUCCUCGGUCAUCCAGUUUGUCACAAGGGCAAGACUGAGGGUGGACCAUGACCUCAGAGUUGUGGAGGUGCCCAGUGGGAGCCCAGAAGAAAAACCAGUGGUCUUUGAGGCUUUGCACAAUCUGGAGCCUCGUGGAUAUGUUGUCGGAUGGAUCAUUGCCAUCAGUUUGCUGGUGGGAAUUCUCAUCUUCCUAUUGCUUGCUGUGCUCUUAUGGAAGAUGGGCUUCUUCCGCCGGAGAUAUAAAGAAAUUAUUGAGGCCGAAAAGAGCAGAAAGGAGAAUGAAGAUAGUUGGAACUGGGUCCAGAAAAACCAGUGAACUGCCCAUGAAAACUAAAGCCCAGUCAUGUGACACGUGCUCACUAGCCUACAGGUCCUGCUCUCAUAUCUUCCAUAUGUGGAAGAAGGAAUCUUCUCCAGAUUUUUCGGAGACCCCAUUGAUGCUGUGUCUUUAUCACUCAAAAAAACUAGGGAACAUAUCCUGAGGCAACCACUGUAGCCAUGUCAGGUGACUGGAGCAAUUCAUACUUCAUUUAAGAGUUGAACUUUGAACUUUGGUAACCAAGCUGCAGUGCAGAGCAAUAUUUAUGAAUCCAACUAUGUGGUAUACCCUCAGGGGAAGACUGUUACCUAAAAAUAUAUUUUAUAAAUAUAAGCUUUUUAUAUUGAGUAUGUCUUUAUAUUUGUAUCGAUGUUUUAUAAUUUCUAGUGAAUAGUAUAUAGCUCACUCAAGCACUGAUAUCUGGCUAAAUCUUUGGAAAUACAUAUAUGUAUAUAUAAAUUCUAUUGUACUUUUAAACUUCAAUGCGAGAGAAAAGAGAUGUGCAGAGAAAAGUGACUGAAAUCCUCAUAUGCUUAAUUCACAAGGCUUGGUAAUAUUUUAUAUAGAACAUUUAAUGGAAAUAAGCCAAAAUCUUUUCACUGUCUCUUUUUUUGAGUUGAACUUGAUAUUUGAUUUAUAAGCUAAAGAACCUAAAGUUUUUCACAGUUGUGACAGUUGUGAUGUUCUGGAUCUUGAGUCAGUCCUUUACUGGCCUAAAUGGGAGAGGAUGAAAACGCUUCCUCAGUGAUAUGUAGCAAGAUGUAGAUUGCUUUGGUUCACUGAAAAAUGUAUCACAGAAUGUUUUCCUUUGGAAAUUUAUCUCUUGCAGUCUCUAGGAUUUUUAUACUAGUCUAAGAUUGUACAACUGAGAUACCAGAAGGAUAUAACUGGGCCAAGCAUUAUGGCAUUGACAAAUUCCUUGGAAUAAAAAAAAAAAAUUAAUGGAGCCAUAUUAGUAUUAAGAGGGAUAUUUUUAAAGCUGCUGUUCACAAUUGUUAUCUGUUGCUAUCAAAUCAAGUGAUAAAUUGCUACAUCUCUGCCUUGUGAGUUACAUAUGUAAGUCAUGGGUUUGUUUAUGUGAUAAUUUUAAGAGAAAUAAGUAGAUGCAAGACUUGUUUGUAUCUUUGGAUCUCAAGAUUCCCUGUCUAGGUGUUCCAAGUACUGAAUGUCAUCCUUCUUCAAGCGUUAAGAAGGGAGUUUAGUCAAGGUGCAGAUGUUACUGGAUCUCAGAUUUCCACUUUGGUUGCUGAUAAUUACUUAAUCAUUUGUUGAAUUAGAAGAGACAUAGUUGUAAUUAAUUCAACCAUGUUUCUUUAAAAAGAGCUCUUGGAUUUCUGAAUAGAAAUAGUGGAACUCUGUAAGACUUGGGUUUAGAUUCUACUUGUAUUUUGCACUUUGUGUAAAUAAGAAGUAAAUGUCAUGUUGGUAUAAAAUCCAUAAAAAGGAAAGAAAGGUCAACCUCAUUGGUAGAAAGUGAAACCAGGAUUGAAAGGUUGCAGGAUGUCUUAUUCCUUAAAGGUAUGGUAAAAGAACAUUAUAUCCACUAUAGCUUCAAAUUUUAAAAAUUGAACUCAUCCAUAUUCCUGUUUGCUUUUUACCCCCGUGGCAUUAAGUGUCUUCUAUUACUACAGUAUUGAUCAAUAUUUAUUAACUAUUAACUAUCUGCAUGCAUUAGGGAGAAAAUAGUUUUAAAGUGAAUUAAGUUUAUUGACAUAACAUCUGACAAGAAAAGCUAUUGGUCUAUUCAGUUAUUAUUCUUAAAACAAUCACUGGUGACUUGACACAUUCUGUGUAACAAAUGAUCAUUUAAGCCAGAAUCCAAGGCAAAGUCCUGUUAUAAUCACAUGUAGCAGAGUACAGAUUCUUCAUCAGAGUGCAAAAACAAGAGGCUCGUGGUAUUUGACUGCACUAUUGUAUUAUCACAGAGAAAUAGAAUGAUAGAAAGCCUUGGGUUGGAAGGGAUAAUAAAGAUCUAAUUCCAAGCCCCUGUCAUGUACAGGGAAGCCUUUCACUAGAUCAGGUUGCUCAAAGCCCUAUCCAGGCUGGCCUUGAGCACUUCCAGAGAUGGGGCAUCCAUAACUUCUUUAGGCAACCUCUUUCAGUGCCUCACCAUCUCCACAGUAAAGAAUUCUCUCCUAAUACCUAAUCUGAACCUGCCUCUAGCAUUAGAAGCUGAUGAAUUCCUCACAGUAUGAUAUUUCUGACAUCAGUUAGUUUUGCUGGUAUCUUAACCUAAUUUGUUUGGGCUUUUCUGUUACAAAAUAUCUAAGCUGGACAGAAACUGGAUACGAGAUUGAAUCUCAGCUAUGAAUUGAAAAAGAAACUGCUUUAAGUACUCCCUGAAAAAAAAAAAAAAGGAGUCUGUUUAUUAGCUGUAAGAACCUUCAGUAUCCACCCUCUUUAAAACUGAGCCCCUCGAAAAUUCUUAAAAAGUAAAUUUGCUGAAAAAAUAGUUCAAGGAACAAGUGAAAUUAUUUGUGAAUUUAACUGUAUUUAAAAGUUUCUAUCUGAAAAAAAAAAGGAGGAAGUUCCCUUUGAAAAGUUGAAAUGCUUAAUUACCAUUUUUAAAUAGAAAUUUAUUUUAAAAUCUGCCAAAAAUGUUUCAUUAAAAUAUUUUAAAAAUAAAAAUUAUUUAUUCUUUGAGACAUCUUUUAAAAGUAUAUAAAGAAAAGACUUAGAAAAGGUAAAAUACCCAUUUAACAUUUUAUAUUUUGUUGGACUUUUUUUUGUUUUGUCUCAAGGCAAAAUGGUCUUUCUUAUUUCCUUAAAGUAAAAAACAAACAAAAUUAAAUCCCAUUUGAUUGAGCCCAUACUGGACUUUUUGGAUUUCUGACCUGAAUUGUCAGAGAAUUGAUCCAGCUCAUCCCUUAAUGAAAAUCUAGUUGUUGGCCAGAUGAGUGCCAUGUUCUUGAAACGAUCCACAAAUUCUUAGUAUUAUCACUGUUAGGCCCUCAGUAGAUCUGUUGUAACAUGGGGGUUUGUUUUUAUAUGUAUACUCUCCAUAUUUUUUUCUUUCUUUUACGUUUUUUCUUUUUAGUCAAGUUCUAUUGUGGCUCUUGCAUGCUUCCAGUUAGGAUACUCAGAUAUGACAAUGAAACAUAUCAAUCCUUCAUAUUAAAAUAUUGUAGAUGCACCUUUUCACUCCUUAAAAAGCAGCCAAACAAAAAGUCCCACUAAUAUCAGUUGGUUGCAAUCAUUUUUUAAUCCCAAAAUCUUACAAAAAAGUAAUAUCUGCUGGUUUGGUUGGUUGUUUUGUUGUUUUGUUUUAAUUAGGAGACCAUUAUAAAUAUAAUUGUAUCAAAAUCUGGAGACAUGGUUACUUUGGAAAUUGCAUCAGGGCUCUAAGGUUCCCAUGUGUCAGCUGCUUGUUAGUUUCUUUGUAUUGUUUUAAUUCUGCAGCAGCUGGAGGUAAUCAUUAUACAAGUUCUCUCUGGUUAAUCCAUUUUGAGACAAUGUCUUUAGUUGUCUUGGACAAGUUCAUUGAAAGGUUUGCUAAAUUGACGUUGUCUUUUUUUUUCCAUCGGGUUCACAUUGCACUAUCUCUAAGCUAUGCAGGAGAAAGCUUAGAAGUGGGGCAGUAACAUUUUCAAAUGCAUCCUCUGGCAUCUGAGAGAUCUGAAGCUUGCAAUGUGUCUUCUUACAAAUAGUACCCCUGAAGUUGUUUUUAGGACAGGAAGAAAACAAUCUCAGAAAAAUACCAUGAGGAAGAAAGGAGGGGGAAUUAAAUAAGAAAAUCAUUUAAUGCAAAGCCUGUGCUUUUGCAACCCCAUUUAGUUUCCAUCAUGACGUCAAGAAGAUCACAGUUAUUUCAUAGUUUUGGUGGUCCACAGCACAGUGGGCUUUCACUUCCCAAGAGAUGAGAGCAUUUGCCACCUUUCACAGCAUUUUUGUGUCCAUUUAAUUUGAAAACCAAGGGUCUUGGAGGUGAAUUUGCAUUGAUUCUCCUCAAGCAACAACACAACUAUUGUGCUCUAAGACUGUCACUAGAAUGCUCUGGUACUUGGCCAUUGUAGCUAACAAAAAUACCUGCUAUUUUUUCUGAAUAAACCUGGUUUUUUUAUUUAUGAGUUUAUAAUAAAGAAGUCAGCAAACUGUAGAAAAUACUGGAGCAGACUCUGAGUUGAAGUCAUCUCACAGGUUGCUUGGGUUAUCUGAGAGAAAUUAUGCCUGAUGUGAACCCCAAGCCUGUAAACUACUUAAGCAAUCCUCUCAUCUCUAAGUGGCAAAGGCAUUUGCAAUGCCAAGCAUAACAGUGAGAACAGCCCUGUCUGCCUUAAUACAUGAAUGGAAAUGACUCCACAUACUAAGUCAGUGAUGUGCACGUAGCCCAGCUUGCUGAAAGCAAUAGUUACACAAAGACUGUCUUUGACAAUAUUUAAUUUUGACUUUCCUGAAUUUCUUCUGUUUGUGAGCACAUUUCAGAGUCUUGCACAAGUUUGAAGCAUAGUAUCCAUGAGGCAGGGCAAUUUACAAUAUUGCCUUCACUAAAGGACUAAGGGAGUCAUGGAACGAAUUUCUGUCCUUUGUCCAGGUUCACCCGCUUCUAUAGUUUCUUGGAUAAAAAUGAAAGUAAAUUUUUUUCAUUUAGUGUGCCUUGAUUAAAUUGACAUGAAGACUGUAAUUGCUUUUGGAGCUUGGUUUGCAUAUGCACUAGAGUACCUGUACCAUUGUCACUUGUUUUUCUCAGAAUGUCACUGCUUAUGUAUUAUAAAAUUGUAUGUUUCUUUUUGUGAUCUUGUGGUUGAAAGACUGUGUGCACUCUCACUGAUGUCACCUGUAUUUAGAAGCUUAUGUUCACUUGUAUUCUAAUUAACUUGCACUGUUUUGGAAAUGUCAAGUUUACAAAAAUACAGUUUUUUUGAAUAAAAAAUGGCUGCAAAAUUAUCAUAAUAAUAUCAUUUUGUUAGUUAUUGUCCUUGUCCAGCUCAAGUAUUUUUCCAUUAAUUGGG
This is a messenger RNA of Myiozetetes cayanensis, 8058 nucleotides long. It is a transcript of the gene ITGA9, whose product is annotated as integrin subunit alpha 9. Gene Ontology annotation, cellular component: integrin complex; external side of plasma membrane. NCBI's taxonomy places the organism in Eukaryota, Metazoa, Chordata, Aves, Passeriformes, Tyrannidae. The record is from RefSeq and is a predicted model, not a curated record. Gene Ontology annotation, molecular function: integrin binding. Gene Ontology annotation, biological process: cell-matrix adhesion; cell adhesion mediated by integrin; cell-cell adhesion.